Messenger RNA from Coregonus clupeaformis (lake whitefish), 5460 nucleotides. Its product is annotated as rho family-interacting cell polarization regulator 1. NCBI's taxonomy places the organism in Eukaryota, Metazoa, Chordata, Actinopteri, Salmoniformes, Salmonidae. The coding region runs from base 510 to 3929 and encodes 1139 amino acids. The transcript is spliced from 23 exons. The record is from RefSeq and is a predicted model, not a curated record.
UCCUAGUUGAGUGUGUCGGUCUGUGUGUUUGCACCCGCGGAUAAACUCUCGAAGAGUGCUCAACAGGAGUUGGUAGGCUACAAGGCACAAGCUGUGGCGCAUGGUGUAUGGUGUCGUUGUCUGUUUUCGCCAUUUCUCCAAAAAGCCCUUAAGAAGUCACGGCCCCGGUCGGGUGGAAGUCUUCUUCAUCCUCAUUGGUUUGUCCACACCCCUUUGGAGAUAAGGACGGGCGCAAGCCUUCCGCUUCGCUCGCAGCAGAGGGAGAAAGUGACACUCGUGAAACUGGAGGGCAAAUUACAAGGGAGCUUCACUGCAUUGCGUGAAUAAGUCUCUUGGAUAUUAUUUGUGUCAUUUGCCUAUUUCUGAUGAAGGAAUUCGCUGAAUUAAUUUCCUUUUUAUUGAUUUGACAUUUUCAUUUGAAAUUCGGAUUCAAAGAUUUGGAGUGACUUCGGCUGAUAGGCUACCUACCCUGGCGACAGACAUGGAGUCCCUCCAGAGCUGUGUCCACCAUGUCCCUCUCAUUGCGCACGUCGCGCAGAGUCAUCUCCAGAUCCAUCACUAGGAGCCAGUCCUUUGCUGGGGUCAACUCCUACGAUAAGCCCUACAGGAACCUAUCAGUGUUCAGCACCCCGGUGGUCACCAGGAAGCCCUCCAGAGUCAGCAGGAUGUUCACCCUCUCUGCUAAAUCACCACCGCCCAAGGUGCCCCAGCCUGAGAGGCUAGACGAGGUCUACGAGGCUCUGAAGAGAGGCCUGCAGUCUUACCUACAGGUGCACCAGAUGGAGCUGGACAGCCUGAGCCAACAGAUGAGGGAGUCCAAGAGGAACUCUCGUCUGGGGUUUCUCUAUGAGCUGGAUAAGCAAGUAAAAGUGAUUGAGAGGUUCAUGCGACGGCUUGAGUUCCAUCUAAGCAAGAUUGAUGAGCUGUAUGAGGCCUACUGUAUGCAGCGCCGGCUGAGGGAUGGGGCCAAUAAAAUGGUGAAGGCUUACACAGACUCCCAGGGCAGCCGCGAGGCCAGAGAGAGCCUCUCUGAGGCCAACAAGGGCUACAAAGAGUACACAGAGAACAUGUGCAUGUUGGAGAGCGAGCUGGAAAACCAGCUGGGAGAGUUCCAUGUGAAAAUGAAGGGUCUAGCAGGAUUUGCACGGCUCUGUGCUGGAGACACAUAUGAAAUCUUUAUGAAGUAUGGGCGGCAGCGCUGGAAGCUGAAGGGAAGGAUUGAGAUCAACGGCAAGCAGGUGUGGGACAGCGAGGACAUGGUCUUCCUGCCUCUCAUCACAGAGUUUCUAUCAUUAAAGGUGACAGAGCUGAAGAGCCUGGCCAAUCACGUGGUGGUGGGGAAUGUGUCGUGUGAGACCAAGGACCUGUUUGCUGCUCUACCCCAGACAGUGGCCGUGGACAUCAAUGACCUGGGGACCAUCAAACUGAGUUUGGAGGUCACCUGGAACCCCUUCGACAAGGAUGACCAAGCCUCGACCACAAGCACGGUCAACAAACCCCCCACGGUGAACAAACGCUUCUCCACCUACAACCAGAGUCCUCCUGAUACCCCCUCCCUACGGGAACAGGCCUUCUAUACUGCUCCGAGGAGCCUGUCGAGGAGCAUGAUGCCCCCCAAACAGCGCUGGUCCCUGCUGGAUGUGUUUCGUGACACACUGGCUGAGAGACUGUCUCAGAGCUGUUCCUGCAGCGACGUCUCCUCAGUCCACCUGGCCUCUGCUAACAUGCAGACUGACAACAUGCUGAGGAGGCAGGAAGAGAUGGAGAAUGGCACAGCCUGGUCUAACUCCUCUGAGUCAUCAGAUGACUCAUCCAGCCCUCAACUCUCCCUGGGGCUGCGUCACGCCAACAAGAACCUGGUCCAGCCAGAGGUCAAGGCAGCCACACCCUCCAUUGAAAUCUCCUUUGCCCUCCGAGACACUGCCACCUCCACCCCUACCCGCUCAGCCAAACCGGAGGAUGUGCAGGAGGAGACGCAGAAGGAGGAGUCAGACACUGGAGCAGCGGGGAAACAGGCGGUGCCUAACGGUCACGCCCGCUACUCACGCUCACUCAGCCAUAUCAGUGAGAACAGUGCCGAUGGUGUACUGACGGACAGGUCAACCAGCGAAUUUGUGGAGCCCUCUGAGGUCACCUCCCUGCAGUCUGGGAUCUCUAUAAAUGAUAUUGAGAUGGGGAUGCCUGCCAGGGCAGAGUCUGCCCUUAUUCCAGGAGAGACUGUGGUGGUCAGGGACACCUCUAAGCUACCUGCCCCAGCUACUGUGACCAUGGAGGAGAGCAGGCCGGAGAGCAGGUAUUCUGCAGUGUCUAUAGAGUCGGACACUGGGUUAGAGGUUGUUUCAGGGGCUGUUUCAGAAGUAGAGCCAGAACUCCAGAGCUCUGCACCCACUAGGACUGAUGCUAUGUCUCAGCAAGGUGCCUCUCUGAAUCCCAGGCCAGACUCACAAGCACGGACCCAGAGCACAGAGGGCAUAUCAUACAGUGUCCACAGGGCAGUGGUGGUGGAGGAGGCCAAGACGCCUGGGGCUGUAGUAGAGCCCAGGCCAACAGAGGGUGAGAAGCAGCAGGCUGUGGACAGUGGAGUUGAGGAAGCCCUGAGUGCAGUCAUCUCCUCUCUGGAUGACUACAGGGGACAGUUUCCUGAGUUACAGGUCCUGGAGCAGGAGUUACAACUACUGGAGGAGACAUUAACAGGCCGCACCUGCAGUCGUUCGUCCAGUGUCCAGAGUCUGACGGUGGAGACGGCCCUGGGCAGCUUUGACUUUCUCAACACCUCAGACCUGGAGGAUGAAGAGGAGGAGAACGGGGAGAAGAGGAGUGUGACGGACAGUGAGCGCCACAGUGCCCCCGGCAGGCCGUCAGAGGAGAGUGCAGAGGGAGAUGAAGAUCGUGAGAAGAGAUGCUGGGAGUCCACCUCCUCUGGACCUGUGAGCACUGGCUGCCAGGCUCUAGACCACGCCCUACUGGUUCAUCUGAAGAAUUGCAGCGCCCAACUUCUGAGGCUGGGGACCUUUGGGCCUCUGCGCUGUGGGGAGAUGUAUGCUCUGGACCGCCUGCUCAGGGAGGCCCGAGUCCUCGAGCUUAUCAGACACGUUGCCAAGGAGACCCCUGGAGGAGCCACUCAGCCAGAUGAGGUGGUUCCCCAGUUAGAACAGUGCCAAGGGGCAACAUUGCUAUGGCAGCAGUGUACAGACAAUGGCAGUGUGUACAGCACCUCCACAGAGGCUUUCAUCACAACACUGGCUGCUGCUUACACCAACAGACUGCCCGAGAGAGGAGCCAGCCUGGCAGACACAGUGUUCUUGCGUCUGGUGGAGAGGAUUCUGGAGAGGAGGCUGCCAAAGCGUAGGGACGGGGCAGCUAGAGAGAUGCUGACCCUCUUCCAGUUCUGGAGCUACCUGGAGGCAGAGGGAGUGAGCGAGCUGGACACACACAUCACUGAACUGGCAGAGGAGGUGUGGCUGGUUCAGAGCCUGCAGUCAGGAGACCAGGAGGUGCUGGUGAAGGCCCUGAAGAGGCCACCAGAGAGCAGCCUGAAGAGGGAGGGGCUGCAUGCUGUCAGCCUGCUGCUCAGGGACCCGCGGGGGAAGGUUUCUGCCUCAGCUAGCUCCCUGCUACGGAGCCUAGCCAACCAAACACGCCAUCGAGAGAGGGCCCUGGUAAGCUGUCUGGAGCUUCUGGAGAAUGAGAGCGUGGAGACGAGAGUGUGUGGCUGUAAAGCACUUGCAUGUCUGAAGGCCAAAGAGAGCAUUGAACAGCUGAUCUAUCUCUGUCGAUCGGACAAGGAGGAUGUGCGGGAUGCUGCUAAACAAGCUCUGCUGGUGCUUGGUGAGGAGGGGAAGUUGGCACACAGACACGUUGAGAUAUCUCUGCAGGAAGGAGUGCCAUGCCUCUUCUCCCCUGGCAGCAUGGCCAGCACCGCCUUCUAACGCCACCACAAAGGAAUACUGAUACCCUCAUGCUAAUGUCAACACACUAUUACAGAACCAUUAUCAUGCCACACACACACACUGUCAAAGAGGGUGCAAUACACCCAGAUGCAAAAAGGAUGCUGACUGUCAAAUGCACUCACUAACAAUGGGAUGACAUCUACAGCUUGACAUAAAGUCAGUGAACUAAACUCGCAUAUAUUACCAACCUGUGUGUAAUGUAAGUGACAACUGCUCAUGAAGAACUGUGGAAUUGUAGACGCGAUGAAGAGGGGUGGAAAGUAUUUUACUGCCUUACAGUACAUUUUGGCCUGGUGGUGUUGCCUUCUGAAUCAUGUAAGCAUAGCUGGGAUGAUGAAUGGAUGGAAGGACACAAUAAUCAUUGUGUCAGAUCAUGGCAUGGAUAGAACAAAGUGGGAAAGUAAUAUGUUGACUUUUCGGGGGAAAUGCACUUUUGAUCUGCGGUAUUUGUAAUGAAGCUGGUUGGUGAUGGUCUGUGUGGAGAAUAUCUGUGUGUGGAAGGAGUACUGAAGUAAGUCAUGGGGAUGGAAGGUAUUUGGUUGUUCCUCAGGAGAUGAUGGUGGUGCAGUUCCACACUCUAGGACCAGUCUGAUGAGGAGCUUGUUGCCGGCCAGGGAGAAGAAGUCUGGGAAAACAGUUAUGACAGUGCCAUCAUUCCAUACUAUCAUUAUAUGCUUUAUGUAAAUAUAUAUUCCACUGGAAGUGUACAUGUUAAAUAAUUGUGUUGUAAUUCACUUGCUAUUGUUGAAACAAUCUACUGUAAGUAAAUUCAUCAUGCACUUCCUGAGACUCGUGCCACUUGCGAUAUAACUGAAAAUUAUUUCAGCUGUAUGGGUGGUGGAGUUCUUUUUUAUUAUCAUUUAUUAUUGAAAACUUAAAACUGUGGUGGACUUUGCCUUUUUGGAGCAGAAAACUUCUCACUGAAACAGACAACCAAACUGCUUGUACUGGCCACCUGCUGGCCAUAAAGUGUGGAAUCAGGGUGGGACGAGAACCUGCAUUCAUUCUAUAUUAUUUACUUUGCAGAUUCAUCCGUUUUAUUCAGAGGAGGCUGGUGGAAGGAGCUAUAGGAGGACGGGCUCAUUGUAAUGGCUGGAAUGGCAUAACGGAGUCAAACGUGGUUUCCAUAUGUGUGAUACCUUUCCAGUUAUUCCAUUCCAGCCAUCACAAUGUACCCGUCCCCCUAUAGCUCCUCUCACCAGCCUCCUCUGGUUUUAUUAUAUAGGACUUAAUAACAAUGGACAACUUAAAAAGCUUCUUCAGAGUAUAAGUGCCUCAAGUUAAAGUGGAGAGCGGUAUGAGACAUGAGAUGAAAUACUUUAAGUAUGAAGAGAUUCAGUGUUAAUACAAACACUGCAGCAAAGUAUAUUUUCCUUAUGACUCAAAUUGUGCAGCAAAAUAAGUGAUUUUCUUUAGAUUUCUUUUUUUCUAUAGAAGUAUAUUGUCUGGCAAAUAUCUUGCCUGGCAUCAAAUGUAAACAAAUUAUUAAUAAAAAUGUGUUCAAAAUUGA